Molecule: messenger RNA, 1191 nt
Organism: Cynara cardunculus var. scolymus (artichoke)
Lineage: Eukaryota; Viridiplantae; Streptophyta; Magnoliopsida; Asterales; Asteraceae
Exons: 3
Coding region: 1-1191 (396 amino acids)
Molecular function (GO): zinc ion binding; nucleic acid binding
Source: RefSeq, a predicted model, not a curated record
AUGAAUCCUACCACUUUUUCUACAGCAGUUGAUGCUGCAGAGGUUACUGAAAGGAAUAAGAAUAGGAGUGAGGAAGGGAAGGUUGUAGAAAAGAGAAAAUGGGAGGGAUCCUCAACUGGCUACAGAGGAUCAAAGGGUGCUAAAUUCCACAAAAAACCAAUACAGAGACGGAUGGAGAGAGCCUGCCCAAGAUGCAAACAGGUUCAUCAAGGUAGCUGCAGACCUGAACCAUUGAAAUGUUUUAAUUGUGGAGAAAUUGGGCACACCUCAACAUACUGUAGGCAGAUCAGAAGGUGUUUCCAUUGUAAUUCAUCAGACCAUGUUAAAGACAAGUGUCCACAGCUGAAACCACCACAACUAACUUUGGGAAACAAUGCUCCAAACAACAGAAGAAGGCCUGGUGUUAAUAGGGGAGGAUUUGGUAAAGCUCAAGGCAGAUCCUUCCAAGUGACUGAAACUGAGGCAGAAGCUGCACCAGAUGUGGUAACAGGUACUUUCUCAAUCAACUCAGUAUGUGCUAAGGUGCUUUUUGAUUCAGGUGCAAAAUUUGCAUUUGUAUCUCCUUUACUUGCUAAAAGUGCCUGCAUGAUCCCAAUAUUACUUGAUAUAAAGCUGAUAGUUGAGACUGCAAACAGUCAAGAAACUGUAGCUUCUGUAUACCAAGAUUAUGCCAUCAUUAUUGAAGGUUGUAAGCUACCCAUCCGUUUGUUCCCUAUGCCAAUGAAGGAAUUUGAUGUAGUGGUGGGGAUGGACUGUUUAGCCAGUAACCAGACAUCCAUUUUGUGCAACCAAAAGAGAGUGAAAAUAGAGCUUCCAGGCAAAAGAACAGUCAUAAUAAAGAGUGAUCACCAGGAUCAUCAUCCCAAAUAUCCUGAAGUCUUCCCAAAUGAUCUGUCUGGUCUUCCACCAGACAGGGAUGUGGAAUUCAAAAUUGAACUCACACCAGGGGCUGAACCUAUAGCAAAAGCUCCUUACAGACUAGCCCCAUCUGAAUUAAAAGAGUUGAGGUCUCAGCUAAAGGACUUGCUUCAUAGAGGGUUCAUAAAGCCAAGAAAAGCUAAUGUUGUAGCUGAUGCUCUAAGCCGCAAAGAGAAAAGUGGAACUAUCAAAGCUGUGGCAAUGAGCAUAAAUCUAUCUUUGGACCUUCAUAAGGAGAUAGAGAGAUAUCAGGCAGAGGCUGUUCAAGCAUAG